Glarea lozoyensis ATCC 20868 is the source of this 333-nucleotide messenger RNA. RefSeq lists its product as uncharacterized. NCBI's taxonomy places the organism in Eukaryota, Fungi, Ascomycota, Leotiomycetes, Helotiales, Helotiaceae. The record is from RefSeq and is a predicted model, not a curated record. The transcript has a single exon. Bases 1 to 333 code for a protein of 110 amino acids.
AUGGAUUCUGUUAUCUUCGAUCCUGCAUUCAUCAUCUCUCCACUUGCUACAGAUCCUGUCAAGACAAACGAUUCCCCUACUUCAUCCAAGGCUACGAUUUUUCCCGAGAAGAGACAUACACUCGUGGAUCAAACUAUCACUGAGGAACUCAAAACCAUGGCUCUCAAGUUCGCAAGCCAUAUCCCCGAUGAAAAGUUUAGUCCUGCAGAGAUUCAAGGAUUUCUUCUGAACCGUCGGGAUGAUGCGAAGAAAGCUUUGGAUGAGGUUGCAGGUUGGGUCGAGGCUCUUUUGAAGACAAAGAAGAAAGGAAAGAAGGUUGUCGGAGCUCAUUGA